UGGAGCAGCCGCGUCUCCAUCUCCUUCUCCUCUUCGGUCCAGAUGUUUCUCGGAGAUGCCGACAGACCGCGCGCAUUGGCUUACACCGCGCCUGUACGUAUCAGGCCACACCAGGCCACAUCGACGUUACCGAGUCAGAUUACUCCGACACGGAUCCCGCUCUAUCCUCUUUUCUCUUUCUUUUUCUUAUCCGUAAAGGAGCUCCGAAGACGUUGAUGGUAGGAAGCUCCGCCCUGUGUGCCCCACGAUUUAUUACGAUUUGUCUGACGCUCGAGAGAUUAUCCGUUGAAAAACGUUCGUCUCUUGAGACGGGAAUGCAUACGGUUCGCGAUUUCGUGAUUCGAUGAGCAACACCGAACGUAUCUCCCGCGUUGCUCCACAAUAAUUUCUCUCUCUCUCUCUCUCUCUCUCUCUCUCUCUCUUUUCUCUCCCUCCCUAUCUCUCUGUUGCGGAGAUCGCGCGGUUCGUGAACGAUGGACGUGACAGCGCGAUAGAUUUGACGGCGAUCCCCGGAGUGCGAACCUUCUCGACAUCAUGACGCGUCUACGGGGCCGUGCGUCGCUAAUGGUCGUCGCGACGAUCAGCUUCAUCCUGCUGGUUGUCAUAUACCACAUACUGAGUAACGAGAUCGACGAGAUGUCAUCGGGCAAAAUCGGCACGCGUCUGAGAGCCGAAGAUGUGUAUCCACCAGGUGAACUCAUGGACAGCCCUCAGGGCGCUGCCAGAAGGCAGCUAAUAGAUGGACAGAUGACGGGUGAUUUGAAGAACGGUAGGAACAGACUUAACGAAUUAAUUCACUAUGAUAAAUCGUUUGCAGACGGCACGCCACUGUUCAAGGGUCAUAAGGUCGUCCACCUAGAUCUGAAAGGUGCCCCGCCUAAGAUGAGCUAUUAUAACUACCUGUUUCCUCUACUGCGAAAGCUAGGAGCCACUGGCGUGCUUGUGGAGUAUGAAGACAUGUUUCCCUUUGCUGACAGCAUCGAAGACAUACACGCCGGCAACUCUUAUUCCAAGAAGGACAUUGCGCAGCUUCAAAAUAUAGCCAGGAACAAUCAGUUGAUCAUCAUACCAUUGAUACAGACUUUCGGUCACAUGGAGUUUGUUCUUAAAUUGGACAAGUAUAAAGAUUUCAGAGAAGUUCCACGUUAUCCGCAAGUCUUAUGUCCUACGUAUAAUAAAACACUAUCCUUGAUCUAUGAAAUGAUAAACCAAGUCGUAUCAGCUCAUCCAACGUCAAAAUAUUUGCACAUAGGUGCAGACGAAGUUUAUCAGAUAGGCGAAUGCUCAAGAUGUUUAGACGUCAUGGCCAAAAGGCAAUGGAGCAAACGACAGUUGUUCCUGGAUCAUGUCUCUGCAGUAGUUAAAUACAUCAAAGAGAGAUACCCAGAACUGACUGUACUUAUGUGGGAUGAUGAAUUCCGUGAUAUAUUGCCACAGGAAAUCAUUGACAGGGGCCUCCACUCGAUGAUAGAACCAGUUAUUUGGAAAUACACCACCGAUCCUGGUAUGACGCUAACGGAUCAGCUGUGGGAAAGUUACGCCGCCGUGUGGAAGGAAGUCUGGAUUGCGUCAGCAUUCAAAGGAGCUACUUCACCUGAUAGAUAUUAUACAGACAUUUCAUAUCACAUGGAGAAUCAUCAACGUUGGUUAGAAAUCAUUCAGAAAUACUCAAAUCAAAUCACAUUCAAGGGUGUCAUGUUGACUGGAUGGCAGAGAUACGAUCACUUCAGUGUCCUUUGCGAAUUACUGCCAGUGGGAUUACCAUCUCUCGCCAUUAAUUUAGCUAUAUUACAAGCCUCAGAUGUAAACGUCUUUCCUGUAGAAUUACCCGAUCGUAUAUCUGAAGCUUUACAAUGCGAUGGUAUCAUCUCGUUAAGUAUACCAGAACCACAGUACGGCUGGACCAAAUGCAGUUUCCAUGGAGUAUCGGUAUACGCAGCUAUUUUACGUCUUUACUCUCUAACACAGGAAAUAAUGAAAAUGGAACAGGAUAAUACCUAUAAGGGAUGGUUAAAAUCAUACAACAUUAAAUAUUCUUUUGCAAGUCCUAGUUACGUCGAACGUGCGGUUACUGAUUUGGACAGACAUAAAAUGGAAAUAAUAUAUAUCGAAAAAGAGAUGCGUACAGCUAUGGAAGAUAUUUAUGACGAUUAUACAAUACAAGAGUGGCUUGAGACAUAUGUCACACCUGUAAACGAAAAGCUCAAUCGGUUAUGGGAAAUUAAGGAGAAACUUUUAGAGAAAAAUACAUGGCCAAAGAGACCUCUCACAAAAUCUGAUUUAUAGUA
Messenger RNA from Trachymyrmex septentrionalis, 2288 nucleotides. Its product is annotated as hexosaminidase D-like. The transcript has a single exon. Gene Ontology annotation, molecular function: hexosaminidase activity. Bases 535 to 2286 code for a protein of 583 amino acids. Gene Ontology annotation, biological process: carbohydrate metabolic process. NCBI's taxonomy places the organism in Eukaryota, Metazoa, Arthropoda, Insecta, Hymenoptera, Formicidae. The record is from RefSeq and is a predicted model, not a curated record.